AUGCUGGAAGAGCAGUUCUUUUUAUGUGCAUCAUGCGCUCUGAACAUCUUAUACGUUAUCAUCGGCAAUCGAAUUGAACCGCUGCACUCAACAAUAUUCACUUCUGCAGGGGUUGCCGCCACAACUGCCACAUUUGGAGCUUUACUGUUGUCAAUGCUGGGUGCAAAACGCUCAAUCCUGCCUUCCUCGCUUCUUGAAAUAUAUUACGCCAUCCUAUCAAUCACCUAUCUACCGCGACUACGCUCCCUCUGGCUCACUCCUCAUGUUGAUAUUCCUCGGAAUAUAUGGACUGCGAACUACACUUUGACUGUCUUCAUUGCAAUUCUCGAAUCAUGCGGGGAAGGUAUCUAUCAGCUUUUCUCUUCAAAGCUAAAAUAUGCUCGAGAGGAAACUUUUGGAUUUUGGGGGCGGGGUCUCUUUUUCUGGGUCUUGCUCACCCUGAGACGGGGAUACUCCAGCACCCUCCAUACAGAAGAUAUUCCUCCUGUAGAUAUUCCACUUCAGGGCCAUGAAUCUCGAUACCAGCUCCAAGAAGCUUGGAAUUGGUGCAGGCCUCGCCAUCGGCUUUUGAAAGCGGUCUUUUCGGCCUACGCUUGGGACAUUGCCAAAUGCGUCCCGGCAGGUCUGAUAACCAGCGGCUUGACGAUGUGUCAGCCAUUUCUCAUAGAGGCCGCGGUAGGCCUCUCCGAGAAAAGAUCCUCAGAGGUUGUCCAGGAAUACAGAAAGGCCCUUAUUGGAGGAUUUGUACUUGUGUAUGUCGGGAUGGCUCUUUCAACUGCAGUUUACGGUCGUCUGGUAAACCGCGUCAUGGCCUUGACGCGAGCUAGUCUUAUUUCUAUCAUUUAUCAUCGUACCGCCGAAUCUAAUAAAUACAAUCUCAGUGACUCGCGCGCAAUAACCCUCAUCGGAACUGACGUGGAGUGCAUAUGUACCAGCUUCAAAUCGUUUCAUACUUGCUGGAUCUCUGUCCUCGAAAUUGCCGCUUCUAUCUGCCUCUUGGAGCGACAGGUCGGUGUGACAUGUGUGGUGCCGACGGUCAUUUCAAUAGUUCUAUCGAGCAAAGUGUCCAUGCUAAGCAUCAUUCCCAUCGCCAAUAACAUUGUUCCAGCACAGAAAGCAUGGGUUGUUGGGGUUCAGCGACGUAUGAGGACAACUCUUACAAUGCUCGGAAACAUGAAGGUGAUCAAAAUGCUUGGCCUGAGUGAGUCGCUUCAUACGAGGAUUUCAGGUCUGCGAGAAGCGGAGUUAAAAACAUCAGAGGUCUUUCGGAAGCUACUGGUAUGGACUAUUACGCUGUCGAAUCUGCCCGCAGAGUUAGCCCCUUUCGCGACAUUCGCUGUUUACACUAUUGUCUCCUUGAUAACACAUGAUAGCUCACUUCUUGCCAGUCGGGCUUUUACAUCUUUAUCUCUGAUUUCUAUUCUAACCAGCCGUCUCGUUUCUUUCAUCCAGUCGCUACCCCAAUUUGCGCGCUGCUUGGGAUGCUUGGAUAGGAUUGACGUCUAUCUUCUUGAAUCUUAUCAGGACGUAGAAGCAAAUGCUCAAUCAAAUAAAAGAACUCUAUCUCCGUCUGCUAAAGCGAUUAUGGACCAAGCAUCUGAUCAGUCCAUGCUAAUGAAGAGACCUCGUUCCAGCGACGACGUUUCCCCAUCAACAGGAAAUUUCGAUAACCUUUGGACGGCAAAGUCUGACUACAUCUUCCAAAUUCUGAACGUCACCAUCAAGAAGGGGUUUACUGUUAUAUUCGGCCCCUCUGGUUCUGGCAAGACCACGCUAUUAGAGAGAAUGUUGAAUAACAAUCCUACGGAAGGCAUUCUUGGCAUGUCUACUUCCGCCGUCGCAUACUGUGCUGAAGUCCCAUGGAUUAUCAACGACACCAUCAGACACAACAUUAUCGGUCCAAAUGGUCACUAUGAGGAAACUUGGUAUAAAUCAUGUCUUUCGAUGACUGCUCUCAUUACUGAUCUUGAGGGACUACCUACUGGCGAUCUCUACCUUGCUGGAAACAAUGGGAUUGCGCUGAGUGAAGGACAGAAAAAGCGAGUCGCCCUAGCUCGCGCUCUUUAUUCCCGGCUGCCGCUACUCAUGUUGGACGAUGUCUGGAGCGGCUUGGAUGCAAAGAAUAUAAACCUGAUCCAACGCAACCUGUUCGGAGCAGAUGGCUAUUUUCGACAAGCGGGAAUUUCAGUCAUCAUGACCUCUCAUACAAUUCCAUCAUUUGCGGACCAGGUGCUUAUCCUUCAAGGGGGUUCGAUCGUUGACACUGGUUCCUAUCAAGAUGUGAUCUCGCGUGCCCCAGAACUUAUCAAUGGAACCUCUUUGGACAAGCUUCAGUCUAUGGAUGUCUUAAGUGACGAGCAUAAGAUAGACAUUGAACUUUUACAAUCAGUAGCCGAGGCCAAACCGAAACAAACACCUACAGCAUACCAAGAAAAUUGCAGAACAGAAGCUGUAUCCAAUAAAGAUAGUGCAUGGAGCACAUACCGUUACUAUAUCAAGCAAGCAGGUCGAUGGAAACCUCCACUGUUUCUAAUCUCCUGUUUAGCUAGUGCCUUUUUGGCUAAUUAUGUCACGAUCUGGAUCCAACGGUGGGCUGAAGCAAACUCAAAAAGACCAAAUGCAAAUCCAGGCUUUUAUUUGGGGGUUUACGCGGCUCUUAUCGUCUUGCACGUACUCUUUUUCGUCGCUUGCUGCUACUUUUUCCAAAAGACGGAUAGUGGUGCCACGGCCAACCGAUUUAACCAAGACAUGGAUCUUAUUGAUAUGAAACUUCCAAUGUCUGCGAUUGGGUUUACUGGAGUUGGCAAAUACUUCGCGAUCAUAGUGCCUCUCCUAUUGCUCCUUAUCUGGCUCAUCCAACGCUACUACCUUCGAACAUCUAGACAAAUGCGACUGCUUGAAAUCGAGGCCAAAUCACCCAUUUACACACACGUCAACGAGACAAUAGCUGGAAUCUCUACCAUUAAGGCAUAUUGCUGGCAGAAUCAGUUUCAGCAAGCAUGCGAUGAGCAUAUCAAUUACUCUCAACGGACAUAUUAUAUGCUUCUGUCUAUCCAACAAUGGCUGACAUUGGUCCUUGACUUGCUAGUUGCCCUCAUGGCGGUAUUCCUUGUUGUGAUCACCACAUGCUUCCAUAAUAGCUUCAGUGCCGGAGAAAUCGGCGUUGCCUUGAACAUAGUUCUAACUUUUAAUGACGCCUUGGCCCAAGCUAUCACCUCCUGGACGCAACUUGAAACCUCCAUUGGUGCAGUCACGCGAGUGCAACAAUUUCGCGACAACACUCCAACUGAGCACCGUCAUUCGAACACACCCGCAGCUCUUACGAAUAUCAACUUGAAAAUCAAGCCAAGCGAAAAGCUAGCAAUCUGUGGUCCAUCGGGCAGCGGCAAAACAUCGCUAAUUUUGGCACUUCUUCAGAUGAUAGAGGUCCGAUCAGGAAGUAUCUCAAUUGACGAUCGUGAUCUGCUAAGCUUACAACCUGAUGAUAUCCGCUCAGAAAUCAAUGUUGUCCCACAAGAUCCGCUCUUCAUCCCUGGGAGUGUGGAGUACAACUUGAAUUUCACUAAGUCCACGACAGAUGUUGUUAUCGAGUCCGCUUUGCGAAAAGUCGGACUAUGGGAUAAGAUUCUAUAUGGUGGCGGUCUACAUGCGGAUCUCGAGCCGAAUGACUGGUCAGCGGGGGAAAAGCGGCUAUUUGCACUGGCACGGGCAUUAAUAAAUGAGAGCCGAAUUGUUAUUCUGGAUGAGGUUAUCAGCUCGGUUGAUCCAGCCACUGAAAGGAUCAUGCAGAGAGUGAUAGACGAACGGUUUUCUGAUCGGACUGUGAUCGCUAUUAUGCAUCGACUGGCCCAUAUUGAUCGCUUUGAUCGAGUCGCUGUCCUUGAGAAGAGCGAAAUCAUUGAGUGCGAUACACCAGCAGCUCUACUGACCAGAGACUCAAAAUUCCGAGAGCUUUAUGCGGCUUCGCUGGAACAAUCUCUGUAA
This is a messenger RNA of Penicillium angulare, 3984 nucleotides long. RefSeq lists its product as uncharacterized. The coding region runs from base 1 to 3984 and encodes 1327 amino acids. Gene Ontology annotation, biological process: transmembrane transport. NCBI's taxonomy places the organism in Eukaryota, Fungi, Ascomycota, Eurotiomycetes, Eurotiales, Aspergillaceae. Gene Ontology annotation, molecular function: ATP binding; ATP hydrolysis activity; ABC-type transporter activity. Gene Ontology annotation, cellular component: membrane. The record is from RefSeq and is a predicted model, not a curated record. The transcript has 12 exons.